Molecule: messenger RNA, 1085 nt
Organism: Cimex lectularius (bed bug)
Lineage: Eukaryota; Metazoa; Arthropoda; Insecta; Hemiptera; Cimicidae
Product: COMM domain-containing protein 3-like
Exons: 3
Coding region: 440-1039 (199 amino acids)
Biological process (GO): sodium ion transport
Source: RefSeq, a predicted model, not a curated record
CAGAGUUUGUCCCACAUCCGAUUUUUCAAAAUAAAAGCCACUGGUUUUAAAAAGGGGCCUCGGUUCGAAACUCUCACAUUUCGUCAAAUCCCGAUUUCGGGAGGAUCCAGGCCUGGUCGGAAAACGGCGCGGCCGAGGAAACGAAAAAAGGAAAAACCAAAAAACUAAACAAAACAAAACAAAAAAAGUAAAAAACGCGUUUUUGAAGCGUAUUUCAAUUAGACAGCGCCUCCACUUCUCCCUCGGUUCUACGGACUCGAUAACCUUUUUAUUCGAGAGUUCCGAUUUCGCCCAACUCGGCCGAGCGCCGUCACUCCGACACCGUCCCUGUUAUUUACUGUUUCUUUGACAUUUCCAACUUGCAAGAACUUUUACCCCCUUUUUUCCCUCCUUUUAUUAUUAUUAUUAUUAUUGUUAUUUCCAGGCGAACGGUCUCGCCAUGAGAAUUUCCCAGGAAAUACUCGACGGGCUCAAACAGAUCGGCGAGACAAGUUUGUUGGACGAACAACGCCUGGAAAAUUUGCUAAAAGAAAUUUCCACUUACCUGGAAUUUCCUCUCAAUCCGAACCACUCAGUCGAUAUCCCUCCUGAUACACCGGAGAUAGAUGUCCUCAAAGUGAUAUAUGCAUCGCUAUUGACAUUCCUGAUUGAAGGAAUGCGACGGAAUGAAGAUCCUCUGACGCUCAAGUGCAUCCUUGGUAAUCAAAAUGUACCAGACGACAGAGUCGAAAAGAUCCUAGACGUGUACACUAAGCAGAAGCUUCCUCUCAGGCUUUCAUUGAAGAGUUUUAACUCAAAUCCUCCGCACAUAUUUGAUGUAACUUGGAAAAUGCAUUUUUGUGUGAAGACUUCAUUUUCCGACUUUGACGGGAAAUUGCUUUACUUCAUCCAGCUGAUAGUCGGGAAAAAUAACUCGAUUCAAAAUUUUAACGUUGAGACUGAAAAAAUUAAUUUUGUAUGCACUGUGAACCAGUUGAAAAGUUUAGUCGCUACUUUGAAGGCGGCCACUAGACAUUUAGAAUCUAUAGCAGAACGAUGAUUGAUAAAUAUAUUUGUUAUUUAAUGUUCAUGUAAAAAUGUAUGUA